Messenger RNA from Carassius carassius (crucian carp), 937 nucleotides. RefSeq lists its product as uncharacterized. The record is from RefSeq and is a predicted model, not a curated record. The transcript has 2 exons. Bases 5 to 937 code for a protein of 310 amino acids. NCBI's taxonomy places the organism in Eukaryota, Metazoa, Chordata, Actinopteri, Cypriniformes, Cyprinidae.
AGCAAUGAAAUUUCGCAAACCUCAUUGGCCUCCAGUGAUUUCUUCGGAGGAAAGCGAAAAGAGGAGACUGUUCCGGGAAAGACUGGAGAGAAAGGCUUCCCUCCAAGCCACCCCAUCCACUAGACAGUCUAGGAAAGGUCUGCGGAGAGAGUCUUCUCUGCAAGCCACCCCAUCCACUAGACAGUCUAGGAAAGGUCUGCGGAGAGAGUCUUCUCUGCAAGCCAACCCAUUCACCGGUCCGCAGUGGCCUCCAGUGAUUUCUUCGGAGGAAAGUGAAAGGAGGAGACGGUUCCGUAGAAGAUUGGAGAGAAGGUCUUCUCUCCAAGCCACCCCAUCCACCAGUCAACAGUGGCCUCCAGUGCUAAAAAAUGUCAGAGUAUCAGUUCCUACAUGCGCAUCGCUGGCUGUGCUCCCUCCUCCAUCGGCUGUAUCUGCUGCAGCCCUUAAAAGGGUACCAAGGGCCACAGCCUGGAGACGGAAAAAGAGGGCCGAAGAGGACAAAAAAGCUCUUAAGCAACAAAAAGGCAUUGCACGGAGAGCAGAUCCAAAAGGAUAUCCGUGCAGAUUGUGUGGACAGCCAAAGAGACUGGAGUUUGGACACAGUUUCUUUAGGGGGAAAAGUUUCUGUGCCACUGCAGCUGGUAGGACUGUAUCGCAAUGGCUUUCUGAGCAGAGGAGGGUUGCAGCUGCAGACAACUAUGACAACGUGCCUCGGACAACUGCUUGGAGGAAGAAAAAGAAAGAGGAAGAAAUUGCACAGGGCCUGCCUCAGAAAAGGCCAAAGAAAUGUAAACCGCUGACUUGCUCUCUUUGUCAGCAGCCCAAAACCAAGGACUAUGGUCACUCACACUACGGUGGAAAAUCAUUUUGUAGCAGUUACGAGGGCAAGACUGUGGAACUUUGGCUGGCAGAGCAGCGGUCUCUUGCUCCCCCGUAA